Aplysia californica (California sea hare) is the source of this 1132-nucleotide messenger RNA. Its product is annotated as ras-related C3 botulinum toxin substrate 1. Bases 242 to 838 code for a protein of 198 amino acids. NCBI's taxonomy places the organism in Eukaryota, Metazoa, Mollusca, Gastropoda, Aplysiida, Aplysiidae. The record is from RefSeq and is a predicted model, not a curated record. Gene Ontology annotation, molecular function: GTP binding; GTPase activity. The transcript is spliced from 6 exons. Gene Ontology annotation, biological process: small GTPase-mediated signal transduction.
UAAUUUCAUUGGUUCCUAUUUAUAGUCUGUGAUGGUGAAUAAUAUGGCAGCCAUGUAGGUGGCCCGGUCGAAAGAAGUUGUACGAUAUUUAAAAGAAAAAACAAAAUCCACAAAUCCAGAAGGAAGCACGGAUCUACCCUAGACAUUUAUGAUUUUGAACACUUUUGGAGCCGGGGCAGUCUGACAGACACAAGGUUGAGAGGGUUACGGACGAGGACAGGAGCAGAACGGAGGCAUCACCAUGACGGACAUGGCGCAGGGCCGACCCAUCAAGUGUGUGGUGGUGGGGGACGGGACAGUGGGAAAGACGUGCAUGCUCAUUUCCUACACCACCGACAGCUUCCCUGGGGAGUAUGUCCCCACAGUGUUUGACAACUACACGGCGAACAUGAUGGUGGACGGAGUGCCGGUCAGUCUGGGGCUGUGGGACACGGCGGGACAGGAAGAUUAUGACAGACUACGUCCUCUCAGUUAUCCCCAGACGGAUGUGUUCCUGAUUUGUUUUAGUGUUGUGAGUCCUUCGUCGUACGAAAAUGUCUUAACAAAGUGGAAUCCAGAGAUCAAGCACCACUGUCCCGAGGCUCCUGUAUUAGUAGUAGGUACAAAAAUAGAUCUUAGAGAAAAUAAGGAAGCCAUCGGGAGUCUUACAGCUCAAGGCCUGAAUCCGGUCAAGCGAGAGCAAGGGAUCAAACUAGCCAACAAGAUACGGGCUGUCAAGUACAUGGAGUGUUCUGCCCUUACUCAGCGGGGGCUCAAGCAGGUCUUUGAUGAAGCCGUGAGGGCCGUGCUUCAGCCUCAGCCAAUCAGGAGAAAGCAACACAAGUGCACCAUGCUGUGAUGGGACGGCCAGUUUUUAACGUGUGAAUGAUGCAAUUUGGCGUGAAAGUGUUGUGAAUGAUGGUUGUGAGUGGGACAUGUUUGGGUUUGUUUUACAUUUUUUUGAUACACACUCUUGAUCAGAUAGCGAAAUUUUCAGCUGCUGCCCCCUUUCAAUGUAUUAUCAAAGUUUUAGACAAAUUCCUUUCUAGGUUAUCCUUUUGAUUCCCUUAUUUUAAUAAUAGCAGUAAAUUAUUGUGGGGGGGACCUAUGCAUGAAACUGAGUUGUAGCAAACAAGGCAUGAACAAAAAAAAA